GUGCCCAAUCCUCCAUCCAUCUCUCUCUCUCUCUCUCUCUCUCUCUCUCUCUCUCUCUCUCUCUCUCUCUCUCUCUCUCUCUCUCUCAAUGGAUUUCUCGAAGCGAAUGAUUCCAGCUGCUUUUAUUGUGGUGCUGCUGCUCGUGGCAACUGAGAUGGAGCCGAUGGUGGUUGAGGCGAGAACUUGCGAGUCCCAAAGCCACCGGUUCAAGGGGACAUGCGUGCAGGCGAGCAACUGCGCUGCUGUUUGCCAGACAGAGGGCUUCCACAGCGGGCAUUGCCGGGGCUUUCGUCGCCGUUGCUUCUGCACCAAAAAUUGCUAGAGUGCGCUCUGAAUGCGCUUUUGAAUUACAUCUUAUCUUAUCUCACCAAUCUUUUGAAUAAUCUGGUGAAUGUCACUGUGUGGUUGCGGAUGUAAUCUUCCUUUGGCUGUUUGCUCUUAUUUUCAUGGUCGCUUCUGUUUGAGAGUGUGAAAUCUGUUUAUGAGCCAUUACUUGUUUCUGA
Molecule: messenger RNA, 503 nt
Organism: Syzygium oleosum
Lineage: Eukaryota; Viridiplantae; Streptophyta; Magnoliopsida; Myrtales; Myrtaceae
Product: defensin Ec-AMP-D2-like
Exons: 2
Coding region: 89-322 (77 amino acids)
Biological process (GO): defense response
Source: RefSeq, a predicted model, not a curated record